Vanessa atalanta (red admiral) is the source of this 3312-nucleotide messenger RNA. RefSeq names its product moesin/ezrin/radixin homolog 1 (gene Moe). Gene Ontology annotation, biological process: regulation of cell shape; positive regulation of protein localization to early endosome; regulation of organelle assembly. The transcript has 12 exons. Gene Ontology annotation, molecular function: cell adhesion molecule binding; actin binding. Lineage: Eukaryota; Metazoa; Arthropoda; Insecta; Lepidoptera; Nymphalidae. The record is from RefSeq and is a predicted model, not a curated record. Bases 144 to 1925 code for a protein of 593 amino acids. Gene Ontology annotation, cellular component: apical part of cell; adherens junction; plasma membrane.
GUCACGAAGUCACUUGUCACAUCACAUCGCGAUAUUUUUGUGGCUCUUUUGGGUGUGUGCUUUCUUCAUGUGUGUUGUGCUACUUAUGUGGAUUAUUAGGUGAUACUCUUCUUUUUACUGGAUUGUUAUCCUAAACCGCAAACAUGCCGAAAUCGAUACUUGAAUAUGUUACUAAAUUAAUAGUUCCCGGUGGGAAUGAUGUGUUGAUGAACGUCCGGGUGACGACGAUGGACGCGGAGCUGGAGUUCGCGAUCCAGCAGACGACCACUGGCAAGCAGCUCUUUGACCAGGUGGUGAAGACCAUCGGCCUCCGUGAGGUCUGGUUCUUCGGCCUCCAGUACACCGACUCCAAGGGCGACCUCACAUGGAUCAAGCUUUACAAAAAGGUGAUGCAACAAGAUGUCAAGAAAGAGAAUCCACUACAGUUUAAAUUCCGGGCCAAAUUCUACCCGGAAGAUGUCGCAGACGAACUCAUUCAGGAGAUCACGCUCAAACUCUUCUACUUACAAGUAAAGAACGCAAUCCUCUCUGACGAGAUCUACUGCCCGCCGGAGACGUCAGUGCUGCUGGCGUCGUACGCAGUGCAGGCGCGCCACGGAGACCACAACCCCGCCGUGCACGGAGCCGGCUUCCUCGCCAACGACCGUCUGCUGCCCCAGCGCGUCACCGACCAGCACAAGAUGUCCCGCGAGGAGUGGGAGCAGAGCAUCACGAACUGGUGGCAGGAGCACGGCGGCAUGCUGCGCGAAGACGCCAUGAUGGAGUACCUGAAGAUCGCACAAGACCUCGAGAUGUACGGCGUCAACUACUUCGAGAUCCGCAACAAGAAGAACACGGAAUUGUGGCUCGGAGUCGACGCCUUAGGCUUAAAUAUCUAUGAAAAGGAUGACAAACUGACGCCGAAGAUCGGUUUCCCGUGGUCCGAGAUCCGCAACAUCUCGUUCAACGACCGCAAGUUCAUCAUCAAGCCGAUCGACAAGAAGGCGCCGGACUUCGUGUUCUUCGCGCCGCGCGUGCGCGUCAACAAGCGCAUCCUGGCGCUCUGCAUGGGCAACCACGAGCUCUACAUGCGGCGCCGCAAGCCCGACACCAUCGACGUGCAGCAGAUGAAGGCGCAGGCGCGCGAGGAGAAGCUCGCCAAGCAGGCGCAGAGGGAGAAGCUGCAGCUGGAGAUAGCGGCUCGUGAGCGCGCCGAGAAGAAGCAGCAAGAGUACGAGGACCGCUUGCGACAGAUGCAGGAGGAGAUGGAACGUUCGCAGGCGAAUCUUUUGGAGGCGCAAGAAAUGAUCCGACGGCUGGAAGAGCAGCUGCGACAGCUGCAGGCGGCCAAGGAGGAGCUCGAACAGCGUCAGAAUGAACUGCAGGCCAUGAUGCAGCGCCUCGAAGAGACCAAGAAUAUGGAGGCGGCCGAGCGACAAAAGCUGGAGGACGAGAUCGCGGCGAAACAGGAGGAGGUGUCGCGAAUCCAGCAGGAGGUGGAGAUCAAGGACACGGAGACGCGGCGUCUGCAGGAGGAGGUGGAGGAGGCGCGCCGCAAGCAGGACGAGGCCGCGGCGCUGCUGGCGGCCGCCAUCACGCCCACGCACCACCACGUGGCCGAGGCCGGCGAGGACGCGGGCGAGGAGGCCGGCAGCGGCUCCGAGGCCGGCGAGGAGGCGGGCGGCGGCGAGUUGGCGCGCGGGCCCGACGACCUCGUUGACCCGCUGGCCGAGCGCCGCACGCUGGCCGAGCGCUCCGAGCGCCUGCACAACCAGCUCAAGGCGCUGAAGCAGGACCUGGCGCAGUCCCGCGACGAGACCAAGGAGACGGCCAUGGACAAGAUCCAUCGCGAGAACGUGCGCCAGGGCCGCGACAAGUACAAGACGCUGCGCGAGAUCCGCAAGGGGAACACCAAGCGCCGCGUGGACCAGUUCGAGAACAUGUAGAGGCCGCGCUCGCCGCUCCGCCGCCGACCGCCGACCGCCGACCGCCGACCACCGCCGGCCACCACACGACAGCUCUAUAUAUCAUACGGAAGUUCGUACACACGGCGCGAUUCGUCGGAUGAGUCUCGUCGGUCGUCGACGGCCUCUCGGAAGGCGUACGCUCGUCGGUCGAGUCGCGCGGUCCGACGUCGCAUUCGAGUAGUCGAGUGUCAAAUACUAACAGAUUUUCCUGGUUUCGUUCGAAGUGCGAAACCGCGAAUUAAUUGCGAACGGGAGGGGGGCGGCCGUCGGAGUGCGACCGACGUUGCAUAUUGUUCACACCGUCCAGGCGAUAUUUAGCUGUUUGAUUGUCGAAAGAGGUCACCUUUAUAUUCUGUAAUCGAAAGGUCGAAUUAGAACGGUGCUUGCGUGUUUUUACAAAUCGGAUCCGUCGGGCGUCGUAGUCGGGACUAUAAGUGUAAAUAUUGAUUAUUACUAUUAUUAAUAGUAAUUUUAUUUUAGACUAUAAUGUGCUAUAAUAACCGAAUAUGUAUACAUUGUUCGAGGAUGUAUCUUCGAAACCGAGAAUAUUGAGAUCAUAACGGCACACAGAUUCGUUUAAUUAAUGUAAUUAUUUGUAAGUGAUUUGAAUUUUAUUCUAUAAUAAUGAUUAUGUAUCGAUCGGGAGCAUCUUGUGAGUCAUAAAUUAAAGCGCUGUGUGCUUCGUUUUACUUUAACUUUAUCAUGUAGUCGGCCUGUUAAACGUUUGUUGACGUUCGUGGGAGAGAUGCGUGGCUGCCGGCGCGACUCGUCGAGCAAGCGAGGAGUCCUGUAGCACUGCGGAAUAUAUCGUGUCGGUUGGAGCCGACGGCUAUAUCUUUAUAUAAAUCUUAAUCUUAAAAGUGUAAAACACCAAUAUUUUCGAGGAUAUUUAAAUUUACAGCUAGUUUUGCUCAAAGUGGAACAAGUGUCCGAAGUGUCUUGAGAGUAGUGGGGGGUGAAAGGGAGGGGCGACGGCCCUUAUUUAUUUUUAUAAUCAUUUAUAUUUUAGAUAUAGGAGUUAGCUUUCAUGUGUAAUUAAUUAUCGUUCGUUUCUGAAUCACUUCGUUCCCUCGUUAUUAUUGCUCGAUGUUCCGUAUGUUUACUGAUAUUACGUUAUAUGCGAUAUGUUGUGUAGUUUUAUAUCGGUUCGCUGAACGCCACGUCCUACUGAUGACUGCUUAUAUAUCGGCCUACGUUUCUUAAUUAUUCAUACUUAAUUCCUGAACAAAAUUCUAACCUAAAAUUUAAAUAUUUAAUUGUAUGCUUAUAGGAUGUGUAUAAUGUUAUUUUUAAGUGUAUUAAAGGCAUUCCAUAAGUAACAAUGCGGUGGCGUGUACUUGGUUAUUGAAUAAAACUUGAGAAAAUA